This is a messenger RNA of Zingiber officinale, 1287 nucleotides long. RefSeq names its product novel plant SNARE 11-like. Gene Ontology annotation, cellular component: SNARE complex; late endosome membrane; Golgi apparatus. Gene Ontology annotation, biological process: retrograde vesicle-mediated transport, Golgi to endoplasmic reticulum; vesicle fusion. The transcript is spliced from 10 exons. The record is from RefSeq and is a predicted model, not a curated record. Lineage: Eukaryota; Viridiplantae; Streptophyta; Magnoliopsida; Zingiberales; Zingiberaceae. Bases 398 to 1165 code for a protein of 255 amino acids. Gene Ontology annotation, molecular function: SNARE binding; SNAP receptor activity.
UAAGCAGGCAAACAGCUCGAAUACUGACGAGCUGUCGCGUAAACGUCGGAGCCGUUUCGAGUUCCGACCCUCGUGCUCUGCUCCUAACGAGGAUAUUUCGACCACUUUCUUCCGAGCCCUAGAUCUCCGCCCUCGACGAAUCCUAGUUGGCCGCGAUCGGGUCCGCGUAGCCGGUCGCCGGCAGCUUCUCGGAUCUGAAGUCUCGUGGCGGCCGCGGCGACUGAAUCUGGUCGCCGUGGAUUGGGUUUUGGUCUUCGUUUGUAAUGCGGCGCCUGGACGCCGAGGAGCGUGGCGGGAGCUGAAGUUGGCGCAUUUGCGUUCUCGAUAGGGUACGCAGUUGGAUCGAUCUUGAUUGGUACUGGUGGCGAAUCUUGCUGAGAGGAGUUCCUUUUCGAAGAUGGAUUUGUCUGAUAUUAGCGAGGAGUUGUCCCGUGCGGAGGGGCAGAUCAACGAUAUUUUUCGGGCAUUAUCAAAUGGAUUUCAGAAACUGGAUAAGAUCAGGGACUCCAACAGACGGAGUAGGCAAUUAGAGGAACUGACUGACAAGAUGAGGGAAUGCAAGAGGCUCAUCAAAGAGUUUGAAAGAGUCAUGAAGGAAGAGGAAAAUAGGAAUACCCAUGACACAAACAAGAUGCUGAAUGAGAGGAAACAAUCAAUGAUUAAAGAACUAAACUCAUAUGUUGCUCUGAAAAAGCAGCAUGCAAGUGAAAAUAAAAGGAUUGAUCUCUUUGAUGUUCCUGAUGGUGGUGAUGUGUUUGGUGAAGAAAACGUUUUGUUGGCAUCAUCUAUGACCAAUCAACAAUUGAUGGACCAUGGAAACCAUAUGAUGGAUGAAACUGAUCAGACUAUAGAAAGGACAAAGAAGGUUGUUGAACAAACUGUCAAUGUAGGAGCAGAAACAGCAGCUGCUCUGAAGGCUCAGACUGAGCAAAUGAAUAGAGUUGUGAAUGAUCUGGAUUCAAUCCACUUUUCAAUAAAGAAAGCUGGUAAACUUGUGAAAGAAAUCGGCAGACAGGUUGCAACUGAUCGGUGCAUAAUGGGGAUGCUUUUCCUUAUAGUGAUGGGAGUCAUUGCAGUUAUAAUUGUAAAGCUCGUGCAUCCAAAUAACAAAGACAUUCUGGAUAUUCCUGGACUUGCUCCUCCAGCUGCCAGGAAACUUCUUUAAUCUCAGCGGGAUUCUAUAUUUUUUCCAUAUGCAAUCUAAUCUAGUAUUUGUCAUCCAAUAUCUGUACUUUAAGGAUAAUUCAUACAUAUAAGUUUUAUUUUGCCAGCGCAGCAUUUUGUCUA